GGUUUCUUGGUCUAAUUUCCUGAAAGAUGGGUUGCAUGAACGCAGCGAAACGACGUGCCAAAAAGGCCAAAAAGCGUCAAGAGCUCGAAGAAGCCAAGAAGGCUACCGAAAACAGCUUGGUUUCAGAGCAUCCUCUUGCUGUUGUUCAGGAGACACUUGAUAACAAUGCCAGCACUCUCAAGGAGGAAGAGGAUCAUUCCCGAAUCAGUGACUUCAAAGCCUUUAUGGAUGAAUCAGAUACCAAGGUCUCCACUUUUACUCCUAAUUUUACGAAGCCCAUCUUCCCUAAGGAUCUUUUUCUGCAGAUUUUUGACAUCCUUUUGAAAGAUAUACCAAGGGGCAACUUUGCAGAAUCAGAGAAAAACAUUGUGCAAAGUAUUGUAGCUGCAAUUUGUCUGGGCCUCACGAAUACUGAAAAUUGGGCUCUUUUGCACCGUGCCACCAAGACUCCUCGGACUUGGCCUAUAUGGGUUGCCCUGCGAGGAUUCAGCAAGUAUACAAAAACUCGUCGUCUGGCAUUAGAAAAAUGCCUCAUACCUCAACUUCAAUCCUGGAUGCUGCCCAAAUAUCGAGUGGCACGAAUUGCAAACCUCGGACAUGGCAGCGUUCUAGAUUUUGAAGUUCCGCGCCAUACUCAUGGCAACACGCUGUUCUUAUCCCGCGAAAUCUAUGGAGAUGGCCUUGACUGGGAUGAGGAAGAGAUAAGAUUAGUGAGGCGAUAUACGGACCGAAAGAUAAUCCUACACAGAGCACACUGUUACCCACGCGAGAAAAGACCCAUGAAUCUAUUAGACUCUUACUUUGGUACGACAUAUGAAUCGGAUUCAUCACCAUCUUUCCCUUAUACUACAUGGUCUUCUAAGCUUCCACGCGAACUUAGACCGCCCAAGCCUUUUGGUAUGGGUGAGGAUUGGUAUGAGGCUGCAGCUAUCAGUUAUUACAACAAGGUUGUCGUCUUCUGGAAAGGAUGGGACGGAGAGGGAACACAGAGAGCUUGGUCCUAUUUCCAGAAGACAGAUGUUCAUGCAUGGGCAAUGAACAGGGAUAGCGAUGAGAGUCAUGCACCUGAGGUAUUGAAAGUCAAGAAAGAGUUGAGGAAAGUAGAGUCUACAUACAAUCCCCCACGUGGCCUUGUCAGCAGAAAGAGCAAAAGUAAGGCAAAGGAAAAGUAACCCGCAAACUUAAAUUCUUUCAAUUGGGGGAUUAGAUAAGAUAUUUGUAUUCUAAAGAAAGGCCAUUAAAGCUCUAGACCUUGAAAAAGGAAUUUUGUAGAUGAUUGUGGAGAUUGUGAUAGGAGGCGGUGUUUGACCGUUCAUAGAAUCAAAUGUCUUUCAGCUGAUGUUUCUCAUUUGAUAACAAUCAAAUACAUACUACAAACAAGAUUUUCACUUUAUGGCUGUUCUAUUUGUUCUUAUUGGAAAACAAAUCCUGUGUCUUGACAAAAAUGGCCAACAUCAUACGUGUCCUUUAAAUUUGCUAUUGCUUUCAGAAAAAAAGAAGUGUGUUUCCUACUUGAUACUUUAAUGAUUUGCUGUCUACCUAGGUAAUCUUCAGGUAUAGUUUCAAUCUUUGCCGAUAAUGACUUACUGUGUUUCAAUGAAUUGAUGAAGCUUCUAAUGCAAACCACUGUAUCACAACAACAAUUGAUUGCAUGGUGCUUGAUUUUCGGAAGAAAAAUGGUGUAAAACAAAAGAUCAACAGAACUAGAGUUUGCUCCCAGUAUUUAGCAAAAGUGUUAAUGGGUAGCCCUCCCACAUCUUUCACUUACAUAGGUAGGUAGUUCUUAUUCUAUCAACUUCGUGUUAGCUGUUCCUUGUUCUUAUUCUAGCGCAUAUGGUGUCAUACGCUGUUAUUUCCUGUCAUCCUAAAAAUCCUUUGAAUUUCUAUAUCAUAUUAACA
This is a messenger RNA of Botrytis cinerea B05.10, 1899 nucleotides long. RefSeq lists its product as hypothetical. The transcript has 2 exons. The record is from RefSeq and is a predicted model, not a curated record. The coding region runs from base 27 to 1172 and encodes 381 amino acids. Lineage: Eukaryota; Fungi; Ascomycota; Leotiomycetes; Helotiales; Sclerotiniaceae.